AUGGCGGAUUCAGUUUGUCGAAAAUGCCGAUCAAAGUUUGACAACUGGGAAAGGAAAACAAAAGAAGAUUUUGCUGAGUUUAUGGAUAAAAAGAAUUUUGAAGAGAUCAUAGAUGAAGAAAUCGCUGAAUGUGGUAUUCAAACUGAUGCAAUAGAACAAACUGUAGAAAUUCCAAUCAAACGGACAUCAGCAUCUCAUAGAACUUGCUUUGUUCGUCAGAAAACAGAUGGAUGUUCAUCUAAAGUAUUAUCUGCAGAAGAACAGAAAUUAGUUUUUAUCAAGCGUGGUAUUGUUGUAUCUCCCGGAAGUCGUUGUUGUCGUGAUCAUCUGUAUGGAAAGCAUUUAACUUUCGAAGCUUUACAUCAAAUUGUACCUACAAAGACUGAACCAGUAGUAUUUGAUGCCAAAGGUAUUAUGAACUCAAUAACAGAAUGCUGUACGAUGAUUCAAGAUACGAAAACAUUUGAUUUUGAUGAUCCAACGUCUUUAGAUGAUGAAGCAUAUUACAAUCUAACGGGUUUAGAGAAAGAUAUGAUUGAUCAAUUUGAUAAUCUGCUCAGUACUCUAACAUCAAUGCGCAACUUUUAUGUUCGAUCAAUUCGUGUAGGUCUGGCGCUCUUUCUGGUUAAAAUGCGUUUAGGUGUCAGCAACAGAGUAUUAUCUUCUCUAUUUCGCAUGAAAAACAAGCGUGUGGUUUUUCGAAUUGUUCAUGCAAUAGCCGAAGGACUACUCAAGAACUUUGUUCCUAAACAUCUUGGUUUUCAACACAUCGACAGAAGAACUGUUCUUGAUCGUCAUCAAACCUUAAUCGCUUCACAACUGAUGGCUGAUAGAGAUGAUCAAGUAAUUCUCGUAAUGGACGGAACUUAUUUGUUCAUACAAAAAUCGAGCAGCAAUCAAUUUCAACGUCGAUCAUUUAGUAUGCAUAAACACAGGAACUUGAUCAAGCCUAUGAUCACAACUGCAACAGUAAGUGUGUCAUCAUUACAAGUUGAAUUCAACUGUGUUUGA
Messenger RNA from Adineta ricciae, 1011 nucleotides. The record is from the annotation of a GenBank genome assembly. NCBI's taxonomy places the organism in Eukaryota, Metazoa, Rotifera, Eurotatoria, Adinetida, Adinetidae.